Messenger RNA from Haemonchus placei, 234 nucleotides. The record is from the annotation of a GenBank genome assembly. Lineage: Eukaryota; Metazoa; Nematoda; Chromadorea; Rhabditida; Trichostrongylidae.
AUGCAGGUAUUCAGUCGAGAUGUUGGACACUAUACACAGAUGGUUUGGCAAUCGAGUAGGGAGCUGGGAUGUGGCGUGAAAGUUUGCGACAAGUUCGUGCUUGCAGGUUGCCAGUAUCAGAGACGAGGGAAUUUCAUCGGAGCGGACAUCUACGAAAAAGGGAACACAUGCUCAAUGUGUAACUGCCCACAGUGCCAUUGUGAUCCUGGUGUUGGCCUUUGUGAUGCCCCAUGA